AUGAACAUCCACACUGGAGAGAAACCGUUCACAUGUGAUCAGUGUGGGAAUAGUUUCACAAAAUCUUCAAACCUUAAAGAACACAUGAACAUCCACACUAGAGAGAAACUGCAUGAAUGUGAUCAGUGUGGAAAAACAUUUUUGAGGGCUUCAAACCUGAAGAAUCACCUGAAAGUUCAUACGAAAGAGAAACCACAUUCAUGUUCUUUAUGCGGAAAGAAUUUUUCACAGCUGCAUAUAUUAAAACUACAUAAGAUGAUACAUGCUGGUGUGAGAGAUCAUAUGUGUUUUGAGUGUGAGAAGACUUUUUUUACAGCUGAUCAAUUGAAACUGCACCAGAGGAUACACACUGGAGAGAAACCUUACAAGUGUCCACACUGUGAAAAGAGAUUCAGUCAGUUAGAAACCCUGAAAAUGCAUGAAAGGAUCCACACUGGAGAGAAACCUUACAAGUGUUCACACUGCGACAAGACUUUCAGUCAGUUAGGAUCCCUGAAAAAACAUGAGAGGAUCCACACUGGAGAGAAACCUUACAAGUGUUCACACUGCGACAAGAGAUUCAGUCGGUCAGAAACCCUGAAAACACAUGAGAGGAUCCACACUGGAGAGAAACCUUACAAGUGUCCACACUGUGAAAAGAGAUUCAGUCAGUUAGAAACCCUGAAAAUGCAUGAAAGGAUCCACACUGGAGAGAAACCUUACAAGUGUUCACACUGCGACAAGACUUUCAGUCAGUUAGGAUCCCUGAAAAAACAUGAGAGGAUCCACACUGGACAGAAACCUUACAAGUGUUCACACUGCGACAAGACUUUCAGUCAGUUAGGAUCCCUGAAAAAACAUGAGAGGAUCCACACUGGAGAG
Molecule: messenger RNA, 861 nt
Organism: Sinocyclocheilus grahami
Lineage: Eukaryota; Metazoa; Chordata; Actinopteri; Cypriniformes; Cyprinidae
Product: zinc finger protein 271-like
Exons: 2
Biological process (GO): regulation of transcription by RNA polymerase II
Molecular function (GO): DNA-binding transcription factor activity; RNA polymerase II cis-regulatory region sequence-specific DNA binding
Source: RefSeq, a predicted model, not a curated record